CGUCAUUUGAAAACGAAGUUUGAUGGAAAAAUAAUUUGAAGUAAUAAAAUGUAAACAAAGCAUUAUUUAUUUAGUGAAUACUUUAUAUUCAGCAAUUAGGUAUAAAAAUGUGAUACCAAACCUUAAUGAUUUUUAAUUCCUCUCUUUUUAUGUUAUUUUUUUUUAAGUAAAUAAUUAGGGCAGCAGAUAAAUUAAUUUUAUGAAACCUAUAAUACCAUACAUUUCUCAGCCGAAAUGGCAACAACAAAUCGCUUUUACGAGAACGAAGAAAAUUAUUACAAUAGUCCUACAAACCCUACACCUGCCGUUGAUUUAGCUCAUUCUGUGAGUGUGAAUACUGUACCUAUUCUACAAAAUGAAUAUUUGCUUAAUGAUGUGUUGUGUAGAGGUUAUAGAUUUGAAGGAAAGAUGUCUAGUGUACGAAGGUCUUUCUGUCUUUUUGCCACCUUUGAUGUACUUUUUGUUGGACUCAUGUGGUUGAUAUGUGUCAUGCUGCAAGGAGAAAAUAUUUGGCAAGCAAUAGACUCACAAAUUAAACAUUAUAACAUAAAGACCUCUUUUUUCGAUAUAGUUUUUUUAGCAAUAUGUCGAUUCAUUUCACUCUGGCUCUUUUAUGGCAUACUCCAAAUAAACCAUUGGAGUAUUAUUGCUAUUACAACAGCUGCUACAUCUGCAUUUUGUAUUGCUAAAGUUUUUUAUUACACUUGGCAACAAACACCACAACCUGUCUUUGAAGUUCUUUCGAUUUUAGUAUCAUUCAUAAUUGCAUGGGGAGAAGCAUGGUUCUUUGAUUAUAGAGUUAUUCCCCAAGAGACUUAUGCUAAUCAGAUAAUUGUCACUACUACUAAUGAAAGAUCUCCUUUAAUUCAACAUUAUUUACGAGGAGCAGUACCUUCUAGGUAUACAGAAAGUGUUGAUAACUUCCAUUCGCCAAUGAAUUCACCAGAAGGAUCAUUGUAUAGGUUUGGCAUGGAAGAAAACUCUGUUUUAGGUCGGUUUCCACCAUCUCAACUAACCAGAAAUGAGAUGGAUAGAUAUGAAAUGGAUGCCAAGUAUUUAAUUGACGAGUCAAGAGAGAUACUUCAAUCAGAAAGAUGGACAGUAGAAAAAGAACAAGAUGAUAUAAUCGCCUACUCAAUGUGUCUUAGUGGUCAAACUAUUUUUAAAAUAUCUGGAUUUUUCAAUACAUCUCCUAAAAUUAUGCUCAAUGAAUUGUAUGAUGAAAUUGAAAAUAUUCCCAAUUGGAACCCCGCAUUACUGAAAGCUCAAAGAAUACAGAUAAUUGAUGACCAUACAGAUAUCAUAUAUCAGUUGGCUGCUGCGGGUGGUGGAGGUUUAGUUUCAAGCAGGGAUUUUGUUAGUUUGAGACACUGGAUCCAAUUAGAUGAUUUCUUUUUAUUAGCUACCAAAUCAAUUCAACAUCCAAAUGUGCCUAAAACAAGUAAAUAUGUCAGGGGAGAAAAUAUCACUUGUUUUCUAAUAGAGCAGGGUGAAUCCACAAACCAAUGUAAAAAGACUUUCAUCCUGAAUACUAACUUGAAAGGGUGGAUACCGCAGGCAGUUGUUAAUUUAGCUCUUAUCGAUACACUUUUCAACUACAUGAAAUGUUUGAAAAUGCACAUUAAAAAAAAGUAUCCUUCAGAAAAUGAACAAGUUUAGAAAAACAACAUUUCUUUUGGUACUUGCAAAAUUCUAUUUUAAAAUAACAAAUUUUUCUUGUUAUAGGUUAGGUAUUUCAAUGAACUCAAUUCUCAAUGAGUAUAUAGAAAAAGAAAUUUGUAAAAUCUUAUAUCUUAUUGUUACACAUUUCUAUAUAGAUAUUUCAUAUACUGAAAUAUUACUAAUUAAUUGAUAAUACACAUGUAUAUUGAUUUCUAUUUUUAUUACGAAUUAUUACGUUUGUAAUGUUUGUAUAGAUUUUAUUUUCUUCAAAUAUUUUCAAGUAACUAGCUCGAAAUUGGUAACAUACAAUAUUCAAGUGGAAGUAUAAACCUAAUGGUGGACUAGUUUUUGGAAAGGAGUUACAAUGCAACCAAACAAACACGUUGCUAAUGUUGUUACUAAUGAAUUAAUAAUACGCAUGUGUGUUGAUUCAAUUUUUUUAUGUUAUGAAUAAUAUGUUAUCACCCAUAUUACACAUUGUAACUUCUUUCAAACAACUAGCUUAGCAUUAGGUUUAUAUUUUUACUUAAAUAUUCUAUAUAGAAUAGGUAUUUGAAAAUAUCUGAAGUAGUUACCAUGUUAAAUUCAUUAUGAAAAUGGAAAUCAAUACACAUGUGUAUCAUUAAUUAGUGUACAAUGGAUUCUAUCAAGUAAAGACCAACACAAUUUGAAUACGGAAAUUUCACUCUAUACAUAAAUCAUAAGUGUAAAGAUAGUCAAAUAAAUUGAUUAAAAUACGAGUAGUUCCAAAACUGCCAAAUAUAAAUUGAUCAGCUAUUCAGUAUAAUGAAGUUUUGAUCGAAUAAUAAAUUCAAAUUUAAAUUCGGUGUUUUCACGUUCUUGAGUAAACACGUUCAAUUUACAAGGUUAGCGACGGGUUUCAUGAAACUUUGAUUGACCGAUCAACUCGUUGAUUGUAGUAAUCUAUGAAAGUGUCAUAAAUGAACUGAAAUUGAAGACAGAAAUGAUUUGAUCGAUCAAAUCACAAUGAUGAAAUUUUUAUGAAACCCACCAUAUGACCAUCAAAUUCAAAUUGUCAGAGCAGUUUAACUAUACAUCCUAUUAAAAAAAAAUUGACAGACAAUACAAUUUGUUUCAUUGAUGAAUCUACUGAUAAUUCUAUAUAGUUGAUUCUUUAAAUAACAACUGAAUUAAAUGAUCUCAAAUUUGAUUGGGGAAUAUAUCGAAGAGAAGCAAAUCACUUCUUGAUAAUUCAGUUGGAAUAGGAUAAAUAAACUCUGGUUUAUACUUAAAACAUGAUCUCGGAUUGAAUUGGACAUUGAAUGGAAUUGAAAUAAAUCAAACCUUCUCAAAGUGUUCCUUAUUUAUUGUGAGAGUUGGUUACAUUAUUUUCUUAAGAUAUAAUAUUAAAUAUAUUUCUAUUUUUAUAUGUUGAAACUUUACUUUUGUAUGAUAACAAUGUGUAUGAAAUAAAAUUGAAAUAUUUGUGA
Harmonia axyridis is the source of this 3113-nucleotide messenger RNA. RefSeq names its product steroidogenic acute regulatory protein-like (gene Start1). The transcript has 9 exons. Gene Ontology annotation, molecular function: lipid binding. Lineage: Eukaryota; Metazoa; Arthropoda; Insecta; Coleoptera; Coccinellidae. Bases 235 to 1659 code for a protein of 474 amino acids. The record is from RefSeq and is a predicted model, not a curated record.